CCUGAUUAAAUACCCACCUUCAAUAAAUACCAGAAUAAAUAAAUACUCACCUUAAUCAAGUCAACCUCCACAAGACAAGAAAAGAAUUUUAAAAGAAAUACGCGAAAUCCGAAUUAGAGGCUCGGAAAAUCGGCUAACAAGUCGGCGCGAGUGCGUUAUCUUUGCCCAUUGUCCAAUGUGAAUGAAUAGCUUCGGGAAACCCAAGGCAAUCGCGGAAAAAUGUGCAUGUGCAGCAAAUCCGCCCGCACAAGCACCCACACAUAUAGUAUACACAGUGAGUGAGGCGACAUCCCAGAUCCCAACCAGAACGGAGUGCCAAAUAACAACACGAAUUGUGUCCAAAAACUGACUUCGCGUUGCGUUACGUAUACGCAGCGAGUGCUGUAAACGAGUUAACCAGGCGCCCCAGUGAUAACGCCGACCAUGUCCAAAUACGAGGUGCUGCUUUAUCUAACGUCGCAGCUACUGCUGGCCUUCAUCCUCAAUGGCACACAGGGAUCUGUCCUGCCCGAGUCCCACCACAAUAUCAUGUGCGAGCAUUACGAUGAAAAGUGGUGCAACAAGUCAGCAAAUGAGACGUCACACUGCGAGACGCGAAUCGAACACUGCCAGGAGGAAGGUGGCAAGGUUCCCAGCUGCUAUGUCCUGUGGAGCCACAACGAGGAGACGGGCGACAUGAGAGUCAAGAUGAAGGGAUGCUUCACAUUCAUGCACGAAUGCAAUCAGACGGAGUGCGUGACCAGCGCGGAGCCGCGAAAGGAAAACAUUCACUUUUGCUGCUGCAUGGGAUCUCGCUGCAACUCCGACCACAAGUACAUCAGAACCACUACAGAGGCGACCACACAAGUGCCAAAGGAAAAGACGCAAGACGGCAGCAACCUGCUGUACAUCUAUGUGGGCACCUCCAUCUUCACGGUGCUCAUGGUCAUCCUGUGGGCCUCUCUGUUCUUGUAUCGCCGGCGAAAGCAGGCCCAUUUCAAUGAAAUACCCACGCACGAGGCGGAGAUUACGAACUCGUCGCCCUUGCUAAGCAAUCGCCCCAUCCAGCUGCUGGAGCAGAAGGCCAGUGGGCGCUUCGGCGAUGUGUGGCAGGCCAAGCUGCAUGGCCAGGAUGUGGCCGUUAAAAUCUUCCGCAUGCAGGAGAAGGAGUCGUGGUGCACAGAGAACGAGAUCUACAAGCUGCCGCGCAUGCGCCAUCCGAAUAUACUGGAGUUCCUGGGCGUGGAAAAACAUAUGGACAAGCCGGAAUACUGGUUGAUCUCAACGUACCAACACAAUGGCUCCUUGUGUGACUACCUCAAGUCGCACACCCUCACAUGGCCCGAACUGUGUCGCAUCGCCGAAUCCAUGGCGAAUGGACUGGCACACCUGCACGAGGAGAUUCCAAGCUCGAAAACAGACGGACUAAAGCCCUCCAUUGCUCACCGAGACUUCAAGUCGAAGAACGUUCUGCUCAAGGGCGACCUGACUGCUUGCAUUGCGGACUUCGGCUUGGCCAUGAUCUUUCAACCAGGCAAGCCGUGUGGCGACACUCACGGCCAAGUGGGCACCCGUCGUUACAUGGCUCCUGAGGUCUUGGAGGGAGCCAUAAACUUCAAUCGCGACGCCUUUCUGCGCAUUGAUGUAUACGCUUGCGGGUUGGUUUUGUGGGAGAUGGUAUCGCGCUGCGACGUUGUCGGACCUGUCGGCGAGUUCCAACUGCCGUUCGAGGCGGAGCUGGGGCAAAGACCCACCUUGGACGAGGUGCAGGAGAGUGUGGUGAUGAAAAAACUUCGACCGAGCCUGCUCAGCUCGUGGCGUACGCAUUCGGGCCUCAACGUGUUCUGCGACACAAUGGAGGAGUGCUGGGACCACGACGCGGAAGCGCGCUUGAGCUCGUCCUGUGUAAUGGAGCGUUUUUCACAGCUCAACAAAUAUCCCUCGGCCCAGCUACUGAUCAAGAACCACACCAAUAUCGAUGACGCAAAGGAGUCUACAAACUGCUUAUAGAAGCGGUACUAAGCCACAGGCUACUUUAGCUGUGGCUCUCGAAACAGCGAAACAGUCGAGGAUUCGUUUGUAGUUUAAUAGUUUAAGAAAUGUCAUCAGCAUCAAUCGCUCAUAAAAGUAGUCGGGGGUGAAGCAUCGGAUGAGCGUAGGAAGAUAUAUAAUUUGUAGAUACUUUCCGCUUCCUGAAUUCGGAUACAAUCUGCCGUGGUCUUGCGUGAUCUUUGAGUAAGGCAGGUAUAUACAGUAUAAUUGGCUUAACUGCAUCGAGUCGAUGGCCAGAGAUUUGGAGGCAGCAUAUUUUUUAAUAAAAGAGUAACAGGCAGCUUACGUGGUGCAGCAAAGUAAUUUUCAUACGAAAAAAGCCAUGAAUGGAAACACAAUAUUAUUUAAGGCAGCUGGUAGUCUUAUCGGUGCAGCUAAGCAUUGAGGCAGGUGCAUUAUACUGUAUACCCAAAGCGAAAAAGAACAAAAGCAUAGGACGCGGCGCUAAGUGGCAUAUAUGUGUUAGCAACUCGUCCCAUAUUGACUUCAUUGACUGAUAACCGUACAUAGUUCUAUAUAUAUAAAAUCAAGAAAAAUGACGUACAACUUGAUUGCAGCCUCCGGCAGCAGUAGUUUUUUGUGCAGCUGUAAAACUGUUUUUGAAGCCUUUAAAAAUAUUUUUUGUGCGUUAUCGAGAUCCUCUCCAUCUAGCAUAAGAGUAAUAUUAAUUUCUGUCAAAUAUCUUUACGUUAAAUUUUAAUUUUACCCCGUAGUCGUAAUAUUUUUAUUUCCAGAACAUUUGCAUGUGUUUUUUAAUGUUGUAUUUUAAAUAAAAGAAAAAAUACUUGAAACUCUA
Messenger RNA from Drosophila ananassae, 2827 nucleotides. RefSeq names its product activin receptor type-2B (gene put). Gene Ontology annotation, biological process: cellular response to growth factor stimulus; activin receptor signaling pathway; protein phosphorylation. Gene Ontology annotation, cellular component: activin receptor complex; plasma membrane. Lineage: Eukaryota; Metazoa; Arthropoda; Insecta; Diptera; Drosophilidae. Gene Ontology annotation, molecular function: activin binding; activin receptor activity; ATP binding. The record is from RefSeq and is a predicted model, not a curated record. The transcript is spliced from 6 exons. Bases 424 to 1989 code for a protein of 521 amino acids.